CUCGGAGACUCGGAGCAGUCGCGAACGCGAGUUCAGACCGGUCGGACGCGUUCGCUGUCGUCGUCGUUGUCGUCGUCGUCUCGUGUUCGUGGAUACGCGUGAAACGCGCGGCGAGGCGCGAAAAACGAGGGUGUUCGUCGUCGUGCUAAAAAAGUGUUUGUACGGAAGUGUAAGUGUGACCGUGUUCAUUGGACGAGUACAGUGCUAUCGGAACUCGUCUCGAUCGCGAGGAGAACUGGAAACGACAGGGAAGCUGUGCAGAGUGCUCUCGUGUCUCGGCCCCUAGGACGAAUUUUACUGCGAACGUCACCUUCCUCGCCGGUGAUGCUGCGUUCGCAACAACGUUUUCCAUCCUAUCUGACCGGCGAGAUCGUUCUCCGAUUAUGAUGUGAACCUGUGAAGGUGGAAUCCUCGAGAAGCGCGAGGUCCUCGCAAUGGAGGCGGGACCGAAGCAACAGCAACAGCAACAACAGCAGCCGCAGUCGCAGCAGCAGCAACAACAACCGCAGCAGCAGCAGCAGCAGCAGCAACAGCAGCAGCAGCAACAGCAACAACAGCAGCAAUCGCAAAAUUCGUCGCCUGCUGGAACGGGACAGACUCCUACACAGGCUACGAGUCCGCAAGGCGGGCAGACUCAAGGCCAAGCUCAAGGACAACAGAAUCAAGAUGCAGUUGCAGUCGCAGCUGCAACUGCGGAGGCAGGACCGGUCGAGGAAGGAGUCCUUCUCGCCAGGGUGCACGUCCCGGAGCUUUACGUCAGCAAGUGUCUUCAGUUCCCGAAGGAUCAGCUGGUCUGGGACGUAAAGCAGCAAUGCCUGGCAUCCUUGCCCAAGGAGCUGAAGGAAAGCUUCAAUUACGGCUUGUUCUGUCCGCCCGUGAAUGGAAAAGCCGGAAAAUUCUUGGACGAGGAACGUCGCCUGGGCGAUUAUCCCUUCAAUGGACCCGUCGGCUAUUUGGAGCUCAAGUACAAAAGGCGGGUCUACAAGAUGCUGCAUCUGGACGAGAAACAGCUGAAAGCGAUGCAUACGCGAACGAACCUGCGAAGGUUACUGGAAUACGUGGCGAACAGCCAGGUGGAGAAGAUCGCCAAGAUGUGCAGCAAGGGUCUAGAUCCUAAUUUCCAUUGCCAGGAAACCGGGGAGACUCCGUUGACCUUGGCCACCACUUUGAAGAAACCGUCGAAGGUGAUAAUAGCACUGGUGAACGGUGGCGCCCUGUUGGAUUAUAGAACGAAGGAGGGAUUGACAGCGAUGCAUCGAGCCGUCGAGAGGAACAGUUUAGAGGCGGUGAAAACCUUACUGGAACUUGGCGCCAGUCCAAAUUACAAAGACACGAAGGGUCUGACGCCACUUUAUUACAGCGUUAUUUACAAAACGGAUCCGAUGCUCUGCGAGACGCUGCUUCAUGAUCACGCGACCAUCGGCGCCCAAGAUUUGCAGGGUUGGCAGGAAGUGCAUCAGGCCUGCCGCAACAACCUGGUCCAGCAUCUGGAUCACUUGCUUUUUUACGGCGCCGACAUGAACGCGCGUAAUGCAUCCGGUAAUACACCGUUGCACGUUUGCGCAGUGAACAACACGGACUCUUCUUGCAUACGCCAGUUACUGUUCAGAGGUGCCCAGAAAGAUAGUCUGAAUUACGCGAACCAAACACCGUACCAGGUAGCGGUGAUCGCCGGGAACAUGGAAUUAGCCGAGGUGAUCAAGAACUAUCAGCCUGAAGAAGUUGUACCGUUUAAAGGGCCGCCACGCUACAACCCGAAGCGACGCUCGGUGGCUUUUGGCGGCGCGUCCACGAUGACCACGAGCUGCUCGGCCAGUAACUUGGGCACCCUGACCAGGAUACCGUCCGCGGAACAGCAGCAUCACGUCGCUAACGAUCUCGGUGGAGCAGUACGCGUCGAGUAUCAACGCGAUCACGAGAGUACCGUCCGCCGAGCAAUACGCGACCGGCAACCUGACCAGAGUACCGUCCACGGAACAACAACAGUACCUAUCCACGGGGACGCUGAACAGAGUACCGUCCGGAGAGCAAUACGCCAGCCCGAUCGCUACGACGACCGGUGCCACCACGAUUCCGAGCAAUACUCCGCGGCUACCACCGGUACGCUCACCAGAGUACCGUCCACCGAACAGUACCCGAUCGGUACGCUCACCAGAGUACCGUCCACCGAACAGUACCCGAUCGGUACGCUCACCAGAGUACCGUCCACCGAACAGUACCCGAUCGGUACGCUCACCAGAGUACCGUCCACCGAACAGUACCCGAUCGGUACGCUCACCAGAGUACCGUCCACCGAACAGUACCCGAUCGGUACGCUCACCAGAGUACCGUCCACCGAACAGUACCCGAUCGGUACGCUCACCAGAGUACCGUCCACCGAACAGUACCCGAUCGGUACGCUCACCAGAGUACCGUCCACCGAACAGUACCCGAUCGGUACGCUCACCAGAGUACCGUCCACCGAACAGUACCCGAUCGGUACGCUCACCAGAGUACCGUCCACCGAGCAAUAUCCGAGCAGGACUUUGUCCGGUGAGCAGUACGCCGGUACGACCGGGGGUAUCGCGAGGACCGAUUCGCAUCACGGCAACCUCGCCAGAGUACCGUCCAUCGACGCGACCAGAAACGACCUACAAAGAAUACCGUCCGAGCAACACGCGGCGACCACCAGGUCCCUAGAGCAGAACAGCCAUCGGAUCGCGUCGGAGUACCAGAGCCCCAAUUCGCUGAGGGACCCUAACGCGAGAUUACCAGCCACCACGGAGAACUAUCAGAACGUUAGAUUGGAGGGACUGACAAGGCUACAAGAACACCGGCUCGAGCUUCAGCACCGUCUCGACAUGCAUAGAACGAUGGAGAUGCCGCCGUCGCCGUCACCGAGCAGCAGGAGUCUAGCUCCUUUCAGCUCGGCUAGCUCGAGCCUAUCCGAAGGCAGCAAUCAACCGUCAGGCGAAGAUUCCGCCAGCAUCGUCACAGACAAGAGCCUGGGUGACACCGCGUCCGAUGUGAUCAGCGACAGUUCCGGAGUCGGGACCUCCCAGUCGGACACCACGAAUUCUCUGUCCAUUCCUGGAACCACCGUUGUGUGCGUCGAAAGCUACAACAGCGGAAUCCUGGGACACCUGAACAUCAAUCAAGGGGACAUCCUCGAAGUCACGGGAGCUACCGACUGUGGUCUUCUCGAAGGAGUCCUCCGUGGUCAAGGCACGGGUCUGUUUCCUGCGCACUGCGUGCAGGAAGUUAGACUUCGCCAUACAAAUAUCCCUUUGGGUCCUCAACCUGCCAGGGAUGGCCGUAACAGAGUACUGGGCCGCAGAGAAUCGCAGCAUAAGUAUUUCGCUACUGCGCCCAGGUUGAAGAAACCAGUUACGUCCGAACCUCGUACCGUGGUGCUGCAUCGUUCUAGAAAAGGUUUUGGCUUCGUGCUGCGAGGUGCCAAGGCAACUUCGCCUUUGAUGGAACUGACGCCAUCUGCCAGGUACCCCGCCUUGCAAUACCUGGACGACGUUGAUCAAGGAGGCGUGGCCGAUCUGGCUGGUCUCCGAAAAGGGGACUUCCUUAUUCAAAUCAAUGGCGAGGACGUGACAACGGCAUCGCACGAACACGUGGUAGACUUGAUCAGAAAGUCCGGGGAACUGGUCAGGAUGACGGUGGUGUCCCCGGUGAUCAGCCUCCCGAAUUCGCAAUCGGCAGCCCUGCUGCCAACUAGUCAACCCAUUCAGAGACAGUACGCGACCCUUCCGCGUAAAGGUAACAAUAACGUGGUGAUCGGUGGUACGCUCGGUAGAUCGCCGGCUCCUAUGCCACCUCGAAGGGAUCCGAAGACCACUCUGAGCGUCGGUCGAGCGCGAGCAAGAUCGAUGGUCGCUGGAUUAGAAGGUGGCGGCGAGAGAGACGACCACGACGAAAUAACAUCGACCGGGGCCAAAUCGAGCAGCGCGGAAUCGAUUCAUCUUCCGCAGCAACCAUCCACAGGACCCAACACCGGACAGAACACGCCCGUACAACCGAGAACGGCCAGUAUUCGAUCGAGACCAACUUCCAGCAGGAUCACUGCCGCGGAACUGGAGGAACUGUUUCAGCGGCAGCAAGGUAGUACCAGUGGUCAGUACAGCUCGUCCAUGAUGAGCUCUCACUUUCAAACUGGUCAAGCUACCAAGUCGCAUCCUUCCUCGCCUGCAAAGACCGGAAGGGUAUACGCGAGCGUAGCAGAAAUGAAACGCAAAGGCAAAUCGAAUUCGAGGGUACGGUUCUUCGGCGGAUUAGGCGGUGGUUCCGACCUUCAUCGAGAUUUCCACAGUACCCCGGAUUUAAACGUCCAGGCGCAGUCGUCUAUUUUAGCCCCGAAAGGGCACAGGAGCCAAGAAGACGUGAACGCGUUGAACGGCAGAAACGGGCUUCCACCACCGAAUCAUCCACCACCUCCGCCACCGGUUGGUCAAGUCGUCAAAGUGAACGUGGGCGCAAACGUGCCGGACGUAGUUACGCCGGCCUCCGUGUACGAUAACAUGGCUCAUAUACAGCAAGUUAAAGAACUGGCAGCCGCAACCGCGGAUGGAAGUUACGGCGUGAUGUCGAGCUUCCGACCGUCGAACAGCGCGAAACUGUACGCCUCGCCGGAAGACAUGAAGACCGUCGGCUAUCGUUCCCGCAGUCUUCCGGCGCACACUACUCGCUGUCACGUAAGAAAAUCUCACAGCUUGCGUACACCGAACAACACGACCUUCAAGCCUCUGAACAACCAGCAGGCCGUGAACAACGCCGUCAGCAACAACAACCAGGUGAACAACAAUCAGUCGGCGAAUAAUCAAUACGCCCAACCGUUGAAGACCAAUCGAAGCCACAGCACGGCAGGCAUCAGGGAACGAAAGAAGAAGGUGAUUGGUACCAGCUCUUCGAUCACGAACCUAGCGUCCGUGGCGAACAACAACACCGGAAACGCGGUUUCGAACACCGCGCCACCUAUUCCGGAACCGGACUACAGUCUAUCCGAGUCCGAGAACGACGAAGGAGAAGAGGAAACCGACGACGACGCGGAAUCGGAGAUCGCGAAGGAACUAGAGAAAGCAGCUGCGAGGGAAAAACUCGAAUCCACCAGAGAAACGUCGGGCAAUUCGAACACCUCUGGCUCGAGUUCAUCCGGCAGCAGUUCCUUGCCGCAUUCGUUCAGCGUCGAAGAAAUUCAAAAAGUCAGGACGCAAUUGAAGUCCUCGAAGAGUCAUCCCAACGAUUUCCUCUUGCAACAAACGCAGCAGUCUCUGGUCGAGGACGGUGACAAUAGUUCGAGCGGUGUCAGCUCCGAUCAAGAUGUUCCGGUAGGCCCGCCUACCGGUUUCGACGACACCGCCGCGAGAAAUCUCGCGAACGAAGCGACGCAACAUUCGACCACGGUACUGUCGGUCACCGGCAGCGAGAAAGAAAUGAAUCCCAAGAGAACCAGCUAUGGAGGCAGUGGUUUGCUCACUAGACACGCGGUCAGUUUGGCACAACUACCGCCGCCGAUCGAAGCGGAUGCCGAGGAGCAGAGUAACGACCUGUUCGUACCUCCUCCGCCGGAAUUCAACGCUGGUCCCUCCGCCGGGAAUUCGGACGAGUUGGUCUUCGCUCCUCCUCCUCAGUUCUGCGAUAAUAAGCAGCAACAGCAAUCGCAACAACAACAGCAACAGAAUCGCGUGAAAAUUAUCGGCGCUAUACCGAAAGUUACCAACAGUCAAGUGAAGGCUUCCGGCGGACGGUUGCACAACCAGUGAAAAAACCGAUUUCAACAAAAUCGGACGUCGAUGAAGACAACAUAGGAUCGCCAGAGUCAAUUUAAUAUCUUUCCAUUUAACCUCUUUUCUUCGUGUAGAAAAUAAAGACAGAGUUCUUUCGAUCGUCGGUAAAUUUUUCGGUCAAAAACGCUUCCCGACGUCAACGAGAAUUUUGUAAAAGGAACAUAAUGGUCUCUGUGGCACGGUUGUAUCCUAUUCAUUCCAUCGAGUAGAAAAUAGGACAGAGACUGAAUCGUUAAAAAUGUCCACCGUUUUUGCAAUAAAUUUUUCAACCAGAAACGUUCUCGAAGUAAAAACAGUUUUGUAAGAAACCGAAAUCUCUGUAUCCGUACACUCUGGGACUCGAGCGUCGCGUUGCUCGAAUCCGUGGUAGAUGAAGAAGGUAUUCGAUGAAUUUGUAAAACUUACAAAAUAUAGUAGAUUUAAAAGUGCGAUACUUUCUACUCGCGUCGUUUCAACAACGUCCCGUAGCCGUCUCGUGGAAUGGCCUAAGGGGUGAACGAGAAAGAAGAUCCACAAACCGUAUUGUAGCUCGUAUUACUAGAAAACGGAAAAGAAGAAGAGGAGAGAAAGAGAGAAUGUGCGUGCGUGCGUGUGUGUGUUGUCUGCGAAAUACGCGCGAGAAUGUAUGCGCGUGAGAUAUCUCGAACGAACGAACAAACGCGUAGAGUAUAUCGGUUUGUUUUUCAUAUUUCUAUCAAAGUACGAAGCGUGUUUAAUACUUUUACAUGUAAUAACGACCUUUACCCCUAAACGCCAUCGACUUCUCUCAUUCCACCGAAUCAGACGCACGGAACAGGCAUUUUCGACGAACAGCGCGCAUUAAAACUGUUUACGAGGCGAUUCAACCGUUGUUCGAUACCUUUUACUUUCUUUUGUCGAGUACAAGCGAAUUCGUCGAAGUUGCCAGUAAUCGUCGAGUAGUUUAGCUAGCAAAGCGCGCGAUUCCGUUUCACUACGCGUCUAGACACUACCGCUCAAGAGCCUAAUUUACAUUGUUCUAUUCGCAAAGUCAUUAGAGAUUGUUUCUAGUUUGUAAUAACGAGUAAUAGAACUUCUUAACGAUGAGCUGUUCAAGUUUACUCCGUAAAGCUCGCGAUCGCGUUUGAUAGAAAGCGCACUUGUACUACGUUAACGCACCACCAUUAUUCAGCUUGUAAGAUAGAAAUCGUAUUCCUUCCAUUCGAAGUCAGAUUGCCGAGAGCCGCGAGACGCGUCGUUGAUUUAACGAGUAUUUUAAAAACUCGAGCGACGCGAACGUCGUCGUAUAUUCAAGACUCGUGUAGCGACCCUUUUACCUGAACGAAAAUCAAAAGAUAACUUGUACAGGAUGUUACGAAAGUAAUGAUUACGAUUUAGGCUAAAGAAUUUAUUCGUAGAGUUAAUUGAACGUUUGAAAUUUAAAGUGAACAUUUUAUUUCACCUCUGCGUAUUUCGUUGUUACAUUCUGAACGCCCUGUACACGCGCCGAUUCUUUUUUUCUAACAGAAUCGAAAUACUCGUUGAUUUAUCUUCUGUAUAUAGGAACAACGUCGAAUGGACAAUUAUUCGGUUGUUUAAACAAAAGAUAAAGCAAGAUCUCGCGACUCUCGGCCACUCUGCUACACACUGUAUAUAUAAUUGCUACGUAUUGAAUAUCUUAAUAACGAUGGGAACGAUUAUUAUCGAUCAAUCAGUUUCACGAUCAACGCGUGAAUUAGAUCUAUAAGUCCGCGGUAUCCAUUGAAAAUGCAACGUCCUUCCUAAUUAUUGUUUCUAUGCCUUUUCAAGUUCAAUCAUAUUCAUAGACAGAAAACGAAAUAUUAAUAAUUAAGUCAGCGCACAUGCUUGUGUUCGAAGCAUGAACGAAAGAAACAGUUUCUCGAGUCGAGGAUGAAUCGUUCUAAAGAUAAGUAUUAAAUGUUCCUUAGAUAUAUUUUAUCGUUUGUUUCCGGUCGGUAAAUACAAAAUGAAAAUGAUCGCCGAUAUUGUAUGUCGUCUGUAAAGCUCGAUCGACUGGUUGAUUCGGGUCAGUAAAGCAAUAUUGUACGCAUUACAACGGCUCGUGUAAACAAUAAACCGUUUCAGAAUGGA
Megachile rotundata (alfalfa leafcutting bee) is the source of this 7844-nucleotide messenger RNA. RefSeq names its product SH3 and multiple ankyrin repeat domains prosap (gene Prosap). Gene Ontology annotation, cellular component: postsynaptic density; dendritic spine; postsynaptic membrane. Lineage: Eukaryota; Metazoa; Arthropoda; Insecta; Hymenoptera; Megachilidae. The record is from RefSeq and is a predicted model, not a curated record. Gene Ontology annotation, molecular function: ionotropic glutamate receptor binding; synaptic receptor adaptor activity.